Messenger RNA from Nomia melanderi (Alkali bee), 2591 nucleotides. RefSeq lists its product as uncharacterized. The record is from RefSeq and is a predicted model, not a curated record. Lineage: Eukaryota; Metazoa; Arthropoda; Insecta; Hymenoptera; Halictidae.
CGCCUAAGUCUUGGACGUCUGUUUGUCUGUCUAGACGUUGACAGCGUAAGCAGUGUUUGCCGGGGAAUCAUUCUCGAUUGCCACUUCAGACAUAUCGGAUACCGGCUAUCCAGAGACUGCGCUGACCGUCGAUAUGGUGUCGAUCAGCUCGGAUUCGGCUCUUCCCCAUUCGGUCGAUUUGGAGUCGCACGGCUGUCUCAUGGGUGAUAAACCAACCACGCCUCUCACCGAUUCCGACAUCGAUAAGAUCGUCGAACGGAAACUCCACUCGAAUAACUUCCGUGUUUUAAACUGGAGUUUGGAUAGUUUGGCCGAGACGAAUGGUUUCUUAGGGUCAUACUACAUCCUCACCGUCACGGUGAAAGCCGACGACAAAUCAACAGAGCUGAAGUUCUUCGCGAAAACACCACCGCCUAUCGGCUCUACGCAGUACAACUUUCUUAUACAGCAUAACACGUUCAACAAGGAGAUAACCGUUUACAAUGACCUAAUACCUAUGAUAGGCAGAGGGAAAGGGCUUAAGUGGGUACCGGACUAUUAUCUUGGUAAGAAUAACACUAUAAUAGUGCUGGAGAAUGCCAUAGUGUCCGGUUACGAGACACUGAACAAGUAUGUACCAUUCGACGUGGAGCACUGCAUUUUGACGGUAAGGUCGCUUGCGAUUUUUCACUCGAGGUGCUUGAUUCUGGACGAAAAGCUGCGACGCAGUACUGGUCAAACGAUUAUGGAUUACUUCGGACACGUGCUGGUGGAAGUGGGCUUCCUGGAGAAUGAUCCACUGGCACGGCAGUAUCGGUACGCUUGCUCUGUUGCUGCUUGCGCGUUGGUUGAUUUCCUCGAAGAUAUCACCGAGGAUCAACGAUCAGUGCUGAAGAAACGCAUUUCCAAGUGGAUCGAGAUGAUGCCAAAGUUGUUGGAGUCGUCGACCAAGUUCAGGAAUCUGAUAUGUCAUCGUGACAUAUGGGUGAACAAUAUUCUGUUCAAGAAGGACUCCACUGGGAAACCAAUCGGUUGCUACAUAAUAGACUACCAGUUCAUUCGAUAUUCCCCUCCAGCGACGGAUUUCAUUCUCAGCCUUUAUCUGAACACUAGUCGCGUCGUUAGAAAGGAGAACUUCGAUUUUUUCGUCGACGUAUAUUGCGACACGAUGCAAUCCGAAUUGGCUUCGGAAGGCUUGGACAUGCAGGAGUGCUUACCUCGCGCGGAAUUCGUUGAAUCGUGCCAGCAGCUAAGGAACAUGGCGUUGAUCUAUUGUAUCAUGAACUUGCAAAUAAUGUUGCUCUCGAAGGAAGCGGUCGACAAGUACUUCGCAGGCAGCAUGGAUGGAAUGGAAGACGUGAUGUACGGUGACCGGAGGGUGGAACUCGUGCUGAGCCAAUGCCGCAGCAUGAAAGCUUAUCAGACACGUCUUAUCGACAUAUUAGAAGAAAUCAAAGAGCACUUGCCCGAUAACCCGGCAAAUUGUUAGCCGCCGGGAAAGAAUAGGGAUACAGAAUGCACUUGGAGUGUCGUCGUUUGUACCUGCAUUACGAUCUAUGAUAAAGGUCUUUGGAACCGAGCCAGGAAGAAGGCCGGCCUCGUUUCUGGAUUUGCGGAUGUGUCGUAAAGUCUCCGAAACGUGCUAGAGUUCGCAAGAAAGGCCACGCGUACCAAGGUCAAUCAAUAGUCGCGUCGAGUCUUGACUUUUUGCUGUAGAACAGCUUGAAUCGUAGUGUUUAUUUCACCAAUGUGUCAGAAAUUUGUCUUGAAAUUAUUUUCUUUUCCUGUAGUAGAGGAUUUACUAAAUUCAAAUUUCACCAACAUUAUUUCAUGAAAGUUUAUAUUAAUUUUGAUUAAAGUAAUUAGGUAUACGAAUGCGUAUUUUAAUUGUCUGUUUUCAAAGUUCCAAUUUCAAAGGUAUAUAUAAAUGGAUAGCUGUUGUUUUUAAUGACAAUGAAAUAAAAUGUACAAUAAAUUCCAUAAACAUAAGCUUAAAAGCUUUAUUAUGUAUUAGCGAAUUAAUAUGGUAUAAUAGAACAACGUGAAUCAUUGAAGCCUUGUGUAUACAAAUUUGGUUCUGAAUCAGCCUUUCGGUUAGUGAUGUGUACAGAAAAAAUUACACGUGAUUUACGGGAUGAAGCUUUAUUAGGAUUUCUGCGGAUAAUUUUGUAAACAUUGUUAUCAAUUUUAUAGAUACGUCGAUUGUAAAGUUAUUAAGAAGUAAAAUAUCUUAACGACAUUAUACAUGCGUGUCAAUUUAUUUCGUCAAGUCAUUUUGAGAGUCUGAGUAUACUAUUAUAUGCUUCGUGCAUAUAAGUGUAAUAAAAUUGUAUAAAUAAAAUUGGGUAAAUAUCUUCGGUAUUUACGAUAAGUUAAAAGCAUAAUAAACCAUUCUAUAGCUGUAGUCCUAUCUUUCCAAACAGUUGAACAAUAUUCCUUGCUAUAUAAUUACACCGAUUAGUAUUAACAACAUAAUAAUGCACAGCAAUAGAUAUUUCGCAAUCGUCUCAUUGGUUGACAGUUCACUUCUGACUUAUUUUCUCUUACUCUCUAGAAUAUAGGAAGUUUCGAAACAGGUGAGCAUAAAUUCAGUAUGUUAAUAUAAGAAAAAA